Messenger RNA from Glycine soja, 845 nucleotides. RefSeq lists its product as uncharacterized. The record is from RefSeq and is a predicted model, not a curated record. Bases 267 to 620 code for a protein of 117 amino acids. The transcript has 2 exons. NCBI's taxonomy places the organism in Eukaryota, Viridiplantae, Streptophyta, Magnoliopsida, Fabales, Fabaceae.
UCCCUUCUCAGUUGAAGCCCCACCACCUCAAAUAUCGAUAGCUUCAAUCGUAUGAUUCGUAUCACAUAUCAUCCAAUUAAUUAUUUUCAGUUUCUAGUGAAAUAGUCCAUCGUAAUUCCUAAGCUCUAACAACCCAACAACAUUCUCAUUGCCAUAGCUACUCCAUUGCAUGCAAGCAAAGCAAAUAUCCAUCUCUAAGCAACACAAAACACAAGGGGAAAAAUAAAAAAAAUACAAAGUCAUCAAACUUUGAGUGGGGACCGCCAAUGGGUGGAACCGUCUCUACUCCUCCGACACACAAGUUUCCGUUGCCGACCAUGGAAACUUGUGACUACGUUCGGCCAUCGAAACUUCUACUAAAUGUAACUAUCGAGAACAGCUUGGGCGCAAUACAGGUGCUGUUGUCGCCUGAAGACACCGUCGCCGAUUUGGUAAAGGCAGCAUUGCUAAUUUAUGAAAAGGAGAAGAGGAGGCCACUCUUGAAGGACACUGACCCAAAGUGCUACGACCUUCACUAUUCCUCCUACACCCUCCAAAGUUUGAAGCAAAAUGAGAAGUUGAAGAACUUGGGGUCAAGGAACUUCUUUCUCUGCUCGAAGCCUCUGGCCUCUUUUUCCUAGGCUCCGAGCAAUGCAUGUGGUAAUUGAUUUUGCGCAUCAUUUGAUUUGAAGAUUAAGGCUGUGUCCGAGUGCAUCCGACCACUUUUCAUUGCUGUUUGAAUGUACAUUUUCCAAUGGUUUUGAUUGCCUUUGUUGUAUAUACAUUUAUUGGAAACAUAUGUGUGCAUGCACUGAGGUAAUCAAAUGCCAAUGUUUGCUAAUCAAGGAACUGCGCAGGAAACUAAA